AUUUAUAUGUAACACUUGUUUUGUGAGGCAUAUGUAGACAAACACAGGAUUGUAUACACUUUCGUACCACGUCUUUUGCCAGAAUGUCGAAGUCUGAAACAAAAACAAAGUUGGCCUUUGCCAUUUGCCAGUUCUUGAAGGCGGAAAUGGCCGCUAACCCUCAUACAGAGGAAUCUCUCGAAGUUGCCGUACAGUGUCUGGAGUCAGCAUAUGAUUUUGAGUGCGACGAUGUAGAGGCAGAGGCAAAGUACGAUGUGUCGCCACUGACGCUAGAAGGCAUCUUCGAGAAGGCUGUACCAUCAGAGGGGCCAAUCGUUGAAGAAUUCGAAGAGGUCAGCGCCGCCCAGAAGGCUAAAGCCGAAAGUCUAAAGGACGAAGGUAACCAGUGCCUCAAGGACUUUGCGUACGAGAAAGCUGUUCAAAAAUACACAGAAGCCAUUCAGAUCGAUCCAAAUAACGCUGUAUACUACUGUAAUAGAGCUGCGGCGCAUAUGAAGCUUAACGACCUCGAUGCAGCGGCUGCUGACUGCUUAUUGGGUAUUGAGAAAAAUCCUGAAUACAGCAAGGCAUACGGACGAUUGGGUGCAUGUUAUUAUCAGCAGCAGAAAUAUUCCAAGUCCAUCGAGGCGUAUCAGAAGGGUCUUGAGGUGGCACCCGGCAACAAGGUCUAUUUGGAUGGUCUGAAACAGGCUGAGAACAAGGCCUCUGAUCAAGCAUCACGUGCCGCCGUCAACACAAGGUCGAGCAACCCUCAGCCACCCGCCGGUAUGCCCGGUAUGCCUGGUAUGCCUGGAGGAGGUGGUAUGCCAGACCUUGCCGGUCUAAUGAACAACCCUGCGCUGAUGCAAAUGGCCCAGCAAGUGAUGGCCAACGGUGGCAUGGACGAGCUACUACAGAAUCCCGCCAUGCGAGACAUGGCAGCGAAGUUUGCGGAAGGCGCAAUGAGGCCACCUCAAUAAUCACACCGGGUACGUGAUCGCUACAGAACGAACAACAGUAGAUUGAGGAUGAUGGCAAUCUUAUGCAUUAGACAAGAGUAUAGAUGCAUCACCAAACGCCGACAGUCUUAUCGGGACCCAGUGCAGGAUUGCUGGUCUCGAAGCCAUCAAACAUGACAGCGCUACGACUAAAAACUAAUCAAAAAUUGAAUGCUACA
Messenger RNA from Sphaeroforma arctica JP610, 1156 nucleotides. RefSeq lists its product as hypothetical. Gene Ontology annotation, cellular component: TRC complex; membrane. Bases 84 to 959 code for a protein of 291 amino acids. Gene Ontology annotation, molecular function: molecular adaptor activity; protein binding. NCBI's taxonomy places the organism in Eukaryota, Ichthyosporea, Ichthyophonida. The transcript is spliced from 6 exons. Gene Ontology annotation, biological process: post-translational protein targeting to endoplasmic reticulum membrane. The record is from RefSeq and is a predicted model, not a curated record.